Molecule: messenger RNA, 1308 nt
Organism: Mauremys reevesii (Reeves's turtle)
Lineage: Eukaryota; Metazoa; Chordata; Testudines; Geoemydidae
Product: maestro heat-like repeat-containing protein family member 1
Exons: 10
Coding region: 34-942 (302 amino acids)
Cellular component (GO): cytoplasm
Source: RefSeq, a predicted model, not a curated record
UCAUCAGAGAGCAGCUCCAGUGCAGAGAAAAGGAUGAGGGGAAGCAGCUCAUGUUCCUGCAGGCCAUCUGCCCCGCGUGACUUGCUGGGCAGGACAGAGGGCAGGACACACUGGAGCUGCGCUGCUGCAAGGCGGCUUUGGUGGAGAGGAUUGUGCACCAUGAAACCAGCCCUUGAGCCUGACCUAGAGACCCACCUCUUGCGAGCUGCCCUUCGCUCCGUCUUCACCCUGGGCACGGAGAAGGACACCAUCAACAUCCAGGCUCUGCACAAAGUCAUGCCAGAGCUCCUGGAUGCCAUGCUGGGGAACCUGCUGGCAGAGUCCCCAGACGGAGACAGGUUCCACUCCAUCUUGGAGCAUGUCAACCUCUGGAUCGUGUCCAGGGUGUCCCAGGAGAGAGCCAGGGCCAUUAGGAGCAGCAUGGCCCUGCUCAGAUUAGCAGUCACCCUCCCUGAGUUUGACAUCUCAGCAGAGUUCCCUAGGAUGGGUCACCAUGUGGCACAGCUGGCUCUGUUUGUUAGUGACCCAGACAAGGACAUCAGCCGGCAGGCCAGGGAGGGGACUUACCGGCUGUACCAGCUGCUGCUCCAACAGAGGGGGCUGACCAUACAUGAGGCAGAAGAUCUGUGGUGCCACGACUGGCACCAGGACAGCAGGCUCCUGGGCUAUGAGAACACAGCCAGGGUGGGGGAGGUCUUUGGAAAAUUCUUCUCUAAGGGGCAGAGAAAAUACUUCCUGCAAACAGCAAUGCUGGCGAUCCAGGACCCCCUGCUGUGUGUCAGCCAGGCUGGGCUGCUCCUCACAUACUCCAUCCUGGGGGAAGCCCAGCAGCUGAUGGGGGACAAGCUGGAGGAUGUCACAGCCAAGGUGAUGUGCCAGCUCCGCAUCAUCCGGCACUUGCACCAGGUGCCCGAGGCGCUGAAAGGGCUGCGCCUCAUCUGAUGCCCUUAAAGGUUCCCCUCCCAUGUUCAGCAACUCCCGCUCCCUGCUGCAGCUCCACUUCCCGCAGCAGGACAAACGAACCUUCAGCUCCUAGAGACCUGACUCUGACCUCCUUCUGAUCAGCAAUGGGGUUUCACCAUCCCCUCAACAAACCUGUCAGCCUCUGAAUGAUGAAUGUCAAAGUCACCAGAACCAGCAAAACUCCAACUGCAGCCAGCCGAGCCUUUGUGAACUUAGCCCCUCUGGAAACCAGGUCUGAACUCAUGGACUCCUAGACUUUAAGGUCAGAAGGGACCAUUAUGAUCCUCUAGUCUGACCUCCUGCACAAUACAGGCCACAGAAUCUCACCCACCCACUCUUGUAAUA